This is a messenger RNA of Syzygium oleosum, 1234 nucleotides long. RefSeq names its product WAT1-related protein At1g60050. Lineage: Eukaryota; Viridiplantae; Streptophyta; Magnoliopsida; Myrtales; Myrtaceae. The coding region runs from base 417 to 848 and encodes 143 amino acids. Gene Ontology annotation, cellular component: plasma membrane. The transcript has 5 exons. Gene Ontology annotation, molecular function: transmembrane transporter activity. The record is from RefSeq and is a predicted model, not a curated record.
UUAAUGAUUUGUUCUUGCAGGAUAACCAUUACUCAGAACCUCGUCUUCAUUGGCCUAGAUUUCAGUUCUCCGAUUCUUGUGUGCGCAAUGGUACACUUGGUUCCGACAUUUUUCUUCCUCUUGGCAAUACUACUCAGGACGAUAAAGCUGGACUGGAGAGCACAAGCAUCCGAGCGAAAGUAAUCGGUACCUUAAUUUCUGUUGUGGGGGCAAUAUUUGUCGAUCUCUACAAGGGACCUGUCGUCAGUAACUCUUCGGUUUCGUCCUCCAAUCGACUUCAACAUCAACAGCAAUUUGUCUACUCCUCGACACCUGAUCAUUGGGCUGUUGGUGGCAUUUUGCUAGCUGGUGCGUCCUUAUCUGUCGCUGUAUGGAACAUCAUUCAGGUUGGAACAUUGACGCUGUACCCACAAGCGAUGAAAGUGGUAUCUUUCUACAGUUUAGUUGGUACUCUUCAAUGUGCAGUAGUCUCUUUUGCCGUAGAGAGAAACCUAAGCGCAUGGAAGCUAAAACUGGAUUUGAAGCUUCUCUUGAUAAUUUCAACCGCGAUUUUUGGAAGAGUAAUUCGGGCACGAGUCCAAAUAUGGUGCAGUCAAGCAAAGGGUCCUUUCUAUGUUCCCAUGUUUAAGCCAUUCGCGAUCCUAUAUGCAUGCUUCUUCGCUGUUUGCUUCUUUGCAAAUAGCCAUCAUUAUGGAAGCAUCAUAGGAGCGUUCAUAGUAGGAAUAGGAUAUUAUUCAUUGAUGUGGGGACAAAUCAGAGAGGGCAAAGCACGUGACGAUCAUGACAACAGAAAUGGGGAUUCUCGUGGCAACAAAGUACCUCUUUUGCAAGAGGAGACUCAAGUAUAGAACAUCCUGCCCAGUAUAAUUGAAGGAAACAAAACAAUGAUCCUGGAAAGCCUCAAAAGUGAGUUCUUCAGUUUUUGCUUAAUGGAUGUGCCUUAACGGGUUGCUGAAUCUGUACAUGAUACAUACUACAAUGGUGCAAGAAGGACCGUCCUCCAGCAUUCGUUCUACAAGUUAUCUCUUGCUUGAUUUUGCUCAAGGGACUUGACAGAGGAAACUCAUGCCCAUCUGGUUCCUCUUGCCAGAAGUUGGAGAUAGAUACAUUUGGGCAGUGGUCCUGGUUACUGUUGGAGACAUGUAUACUCUUGUAGAUAACACCUCAAUCAGAAAUUGUGUGCUUGUAUGUUAUCAUGAGAAACUUUGUAAUGUACAACUUGAUUUUUCUUUUC